GGCCGAGAGGGGAGCGAGCGCCUGACGGUGGCGCGCGGCUCCAGCCCUUCCGCUCCGGCCGGGUGGGUGGUGAGCUCAGGUGCAAAGGAAAGAGGGAAAUGGGGACGCCGCAAAGCGAGCUCUUCUUCCCGGGAGGGUGGGGGCUGCGUCCGGGGCAGGGGCUCCUCGGUCCCCCAGGCCCCAUGGGCGUCCCCACUGCGCCGUCGGUCCGGCGCCCACGGUGAGAGGGCGGUGCCUGCCCGCGUCCCCGCCCCUGUCCUGCCACCUUCCCUCCGCCCGGCCCUGCGCUGCGCUGCCCGGGUCCUGCGGGCCGCUCGGUCCCAGACCCAGGCCCGGCAGCGGGGCUGGCAUCGCUGGGGGAGCCGUCCGCUAGCGGGAGCCCCGCGGGCGGGGGCCGGCAGCGCGACCCGCUGGCGCUGGGACACCUGCAAGCACAGACAUGUCCACAGAAACUGGGGAAGACCCAAUGUACCCCGAGACCAGAGGGACCUUGUUUCUGCUCUGCUCAUCUCCAAGGCCAAGGGCUCCAUAGCCGCUCCUCCCUCACACCGUGUCUGUGGCCAGGAGCGUCCAGACUCAGGGGACCCCUUUCUCCUGGACCUUGGAACUAUGAACCUUUGGAGGUGACCUAGGAGAGAAGGGAUGCAACCUUUUGGUCCUCCAGAUGAGCGUCCCCUCCGAGGACUUGUGGAGUCCCGCAUUGAGACUUAUGGGGGCCAGCAUCGGGCUUUGGCCCAGAGUACUGGCAGCAAUCUCUAUGCCCGAAGAGGCCUCGUGCUGGAUCCUGGUCGCCUACGCCUCCAGGACUAUGUCCCCUUUGCCAAGAGCUCUGGCCAGACCCGAAUCCUGUCUCCCAUGAAGUUUCGAGAACCAGAGCCUGAGAAAAGGCUUGGAAGCCCUUUUGGGGCUGGCCCACCUCACUCGCCCAAACUCAAGGAAGUCACCAAGGCCCAUGAGCUGGAGAUGAGGCUGUAUACGUUCAGCAUGUUUGGGAUGCCCCGCCUGCCUCCUGAGGACCGGCGGCGCUGGGAGAUAGGAAAGGGCAGCGACAGCGACCUGACCAUUGAGAAGUCCUGGAAGGAGCUGGUGCCUGGGCACAAGGAGAUGAGCCGGGAGCUUUGCCACCAACAGGAAGCACUUUGGGAGCUACUGACCACAGAACUGACCUACAUUCGAAUGCUCAAGAUCAUGACCGAUGUGUCAGCUGAGACCCUAUUCGGAAAUGUCCCCAGCCUGAUUCGGGCCCACCGGAGCUUUUGGGAAGAGGUGCUGGGGCCUACCCUGGGGAAGACUCGAGCCUCUGGUCAGCCUCUGGACCCUGUCAGCCUGCAGGACGGUUUCCUGGCGAUCAGCCAGCGGUUCCAGCCCUAUGUCCAGUACUGCCUGAGAGUGAAGCAGACCAUGGCUUACGCCCGGGAGCAGCAAGACAAUAACCCUCUCUUCCGUACCUUCGUGCAGUGGUGUGAGAAGCACAAGCGCUCGGGGAGGCAGAUGCUGGGUGACUUACUCAUCAAGCCCCACCAGCGCAUCACCAAGUACCCACUGCUGCUACAGGCCGUGCUCAAGAGGACCCCUGAGGCACAAGCCCGCCAGGCCUUGAACGACAUGAUCACAGCUGUGGAGUCGUUCCUGCAACACAUCAAUAAGCAGGUCCGCCAGGGCGAAGAUCAGGAGAAUUUGGUGGCGGCAGCCCAGCGCAUUGGGCCCUAUGAGGUGCUGGAGCCGUCCAGUGAGGAGAUGGAGAAGAACCUGCGUCCUUUCUCCAACCUGGACUUGAUGUCCCCCAUGCUGGGGGUUGCUCCUGAGCACACCAGGCAGCUGCUGCUGGAGGGACCUGCGAGAGUGAAGGAGGGGCGAGAAGGGAAGCUGGACGUGUACCUGUUCCUCUUCUCUGACGUGCUCCUGGUGACCAAGCCUCAACGCAGGGCGGACAAAGCCAAGGUUAUCCGCCCCCCCUUCAUGCUGGAGAAGCUUGUGUGUCGACCACUCCGGGACCCUAACAGCUUUCUGGCAAUCCACCUCACUGACUUCCAGUGCGUCUCCAGUGCCCUCAUCGUGCACUGUCCCAGCACUGCAGACCGUGCCCAGUGGCUGGAGAAGACCCAGCAGGCCCAGGUCACCCUGCAAAAGCUGAAGGCACAGGAAUAUGUCCAACAGAAGAGGGAACUCCUGGCCCUCUACAGGGACCAGGACCAGGAGUCUCUGAGCACCAGGCCCUCCACGCCUUCCCCAGAGGGCUCUCAGAGCAGUGUGGAAGGGAGGAAUUCUGAGUUCUGCACCAUCAUCCCCCACCUGGUGGUGACGGACGACACGGAUGAAGACAUCCCCUUGGUACCAGAUGACACCUCAGACUCUGGCUACAGCACUCUGAUCCCAGUCUGCCCCAAGGAGUCCCACUCCCCACUGAGCCGGCUGCGCCCGUGGGCCCUUCGGCGGCACCCCGGCUUCACCCUCUCCGCCCUGGACCUCCGGGAUGUUACUUUGCGCCCCCAGCCUCCUGACCCCCAAGCUCCCCAGCGCCGAAGCACCCCUGAACUGCCAGGGGAAGUUAUCCGAAGAGGAAGCAGCCUUCCCAGGGGAGAGCGGCCCGCCUGGUCUGAGGAAGAAGAUGGGACCUCGGUGGGAGGGAACGUGGUAGUGGAGACCUUGCAUAGGGCCCAGCUUCGGGGGCAGCUCCCACACUCCCCGACCCAUGCUGACUCUGCUGGGGAAAGCCCCUGGGCGUCCUCAGAGGACGAAGAAGAAGAGGGGCCCCUCUUCCGGAGACCCUCCCCGGGCCCCCUCAGUGCUGAGGACAUGCUCAGAGAGAUCCGGGAGGAGCUGGCCAGCCAAAGGAUCGAGGGCACCCCGGAGCCUGGGGACAGCGGGCCUCGGAAGCUGACUCGGGUCCAAUUGCAGAGGAUGCGUGGGCCCCACAUCAUACGGCUGGACACCCCCGUGUCCACAUCAGAGGUGUGAGGAACACGCAGGACCUUUGGUUUGGCAUUGCUUCCCGAGGACAUCUCUCUCCCAAGAGUGCUGGUCACCACCACCCCGCCCCCCAGGACUGCACCUCAAGGUCCACACUCCCCGUGAGGAAGCCUGGCCCGGGAUACCCCGGGCUCCCUGCUCUAAGAACUCUGGGCAUCGAGCGCUGUACAUUGUGUACCAUAGACACCAGAGCCCCACAUAAAGUUGUGCAUAAAAAUGA
Molecule: messenger RNA, 3190 nt
Organism: Myotis daubentonii (Daubenton's bat)
Lineage: Eukaryota; Metazoa; Chordata; Mammalia; Chiroptera; Vespertilionidae
Gene: PLEKHG6
Product: pleckstrin homology and RhoGEF domain containing G6
Exons: 16
Coding region: 643-2958 (771 amino acids)
Molecular function (GO): GTPase activator activity; guanyl-nucleotide exchange factor activity
Source: RefSeq, a predicted model, not a curated record